Molecule: messenger RNA, 1902 nt
Organism: Trichoplax adhaerens
Lineage: Eukaryota; Metazoa; Placozoa; Uniplacotomia; Trichoplacea; Trichoplacidae
Exons: 18
Coding region: 1-1902 (633 amino acids)
Biological process (GO): carbohydrate metabolic process
Molecular function (GO): alpha-1,4-glucosidase activity; carbohydrate binding
Source: RefSeq, a predicted model, not a curated record
AUGAAUGCAAAUGAUCAAACAGCUGCAAAUCGUCUAUACGAUGUUGAAGUAAAAACGGAUCCUUUUGCUAUAGUUGUUAAAAGGCGAUCGACAAAUACUAUCAUUUUUGAUUCCAGCGUAUCUGGCUUCAUCUAUGAAGAUCAAUUUUUGGAGAUUUCUUCCAAAUUGCCAUCCAAGUAUUUCUAUGGCUUAGGUGAACAUGAACAUCGGUCCUUCGUCCAUAAAAACUGGGACUGGAAACGUUGGGGAAUGUUUGCUAGAGACGAAUUUCUUGGGCCUGAUAAAAAUUUGUAUAGUACACAUCCUAUGUACUUAAACAUCGAAGAUAAUGCUGGUAACUCUAACGUUGUUCUCUUAGCCAAUAGCAAUGCUAUGGAGGUAGUUUUAACGCCUCUUCCUGGUAUCACAUGGAGAACUAUCGGCGGCAUAUUAGAUUUCUAUAUUUUUCUUGGUCCUUCUCCGGCAGAUGCAGUCAGCCAAUACAUCAAGGAUGCACAGAUCGGCAAUAAUGAAACUAAUGGCACAUAUCCUCCCUACGAUGAAGGAAUGCAAAGAAAUAUCUUUAUUCGUCAUAGCGAUGAUAGAAUGAUUGUUGGCAAGGUAUGGCCUCGUGGAACUAGCGUGUUUCCGGAUUUUACUAGUGACUCGACAAAAACUUGGUGGAGAAAUAUGAUUGUUGAUUUCCGUAGAACCAUUCCAUUUGAUGGUCUAUGGCUCGACAUGAAUGAACCGGCAAACUUUGUCCCUGGAUUGAUUGUCGGUUGUAUUAACAAUCAAUACAACUAUCCUCCAUAUAAACCAAAGGCAAUCAUUGGAAAGACUUUGUUUAAUCAAACUAUCUGUAUGGAUGGCAAGCAGGCUUGGGGAAGUCAUUAUAACACCCACAGUUUAUAUGGAUAUAGUGAAAUAGAGCCAUCUUUACAGGGUUGCAAUACAGCGACGGGAAAGCGAAGUAUCAUGAUUAGUCGCUCGACUUUUGCUGGUAGUGGUUCCUUGGAGUUUAACCUAUUUGGCAUACCAUUUGUUGGCGCAGAUAUCUGCGGACUUUUUGGAAAUGCAACCGCUUCGCUUUGUAAUCGUUGGAUGCAAUUGGGAGCUUUCUAUCCUUUUGCUCGAAAUCAUAAUACCAGAGGAAACUCGCCUCAACAUUCAACAGCAUUUGAUACUCAAAAUGCAGUAAAUGCUAGGAAAGUUCUGCUCAUACGUUAUAGAUUGCUACCUUAUCUGUAUACCUUAUUUUAUGAAGCAGCUACAGAAGGAAAGACCGUUAUGCGCUCGUUAAUGAUGGAGUUUCCAACAGAUUUAAUCACGUGUUCCAUUUAUAAACAAUUUAUGUGGGGAUCUGCACUGUUGAUUACUCCGAUUUUGGAAGAUAAUGCAAAUAGUGUCUAUGGUUAUUUUCCAAGUGGGCGUUGGUUCGACUAUUAUACCGGUGUAGAAUUAAAAACUAAAGGUAAUGUUUCGUUGAAUGCUCCUGCAGAUUAUAUUCCUCUUCAUAUGCGUGGGGGAAGCAUCAUGGUCGUACAAGAACCGGCUAAUACUACAGUUUACUCACGAAAAAAUAAAUUUACUAUUAUUAUUGCUAUCAGUGCUAACAACUAUGCAGAAGGGUCCUUCUUUUGGGAUGAUGGGGAGAGCAUAGAUACUAUUAAGAAUAAUCAAUAUACCUACAUGACUAUGAAGGCUACUAAGGAUACUUUAACUGUCAACAUGGUGAAGAAUGAUUAUGCCAUUGAACCAACUGUAAGCAAUAUUUUGGUUUACGGUAUAACAGUUCCCUAUAUUGUAUCGGUAACCGUGGGUGGCGAAUUUAAGAAUCAUGUAUUUAAUUCUAAUACUAGGGUUAAACGUGGAAUAAAUAUCAAUAUGGUAGUCAAAAGAAUAUCUAAUCCUUACCUUUAA